UGAAUAAAAAAAUCGACCCACUGAAAUCACUUGACCAGCUGGAACCUGGAAGACUGAUCCGAAUCCGAGGGCACGCGAGGGGUUCAGGCGACCGGCGGCGAGCAUGGCGGCGGACGACGGCAGCGCGACGGCGGCGCUGGACGAGGCUCUCAAGCCCUUCCAGGAAAGAGCCUGCGAGGCUGAGAUACGCAUAGCAAAGCUGGAAGCCUUGCUAUACAACAAAGAUGGCCUGAACAACGGAUCGGAGACAAGUUCUUCUGCCAUGAAAGAUCUUCAGUCAAAGCUAGACACAGUUAGUGCAGAAUGCCUGACCGAAAAAGAGAAGAACAAGAAGCUAAUCAUGGAGAACGAGAAGCUCCAGUACCGCAUCACCCAUCUUAUCCGUGCAAUAAAAGAGGCGGAAUCAAGAUAGAAGCAGCCUGAUGAGGCCGAUUUAAAGCCUGAUGUUGAAGAAUCCUAUCUUGUUGUUGAGCUUAAACUAUUGUUGUGAUAUAUAUAGGUCAAAACUGUAUCGAUCUACCGAUCAGGACGCUACACGAUCGGCUGUUUUCCCCUGACCCCAUUUCGCCAAGGCUUUGGGCGUCGAACCGUGGUCCGUGGAAUCCAUGAUGUGUUAUCUGAAUUAACUGUCCAUUAUUUGUUAUCAUGUACUGGCGUUUGGUAAUCUGCUCAGCUGGCAAUUGAGCCGGGUGGUUGAAAGAAAGAAAGAGAGGGUUUUCACUGAAA
Molecule: messenger RNA, 726 nt
Organism: Panicum virgatum (switchgrass)
Lineage: Eukaryota; Viridiplantae; Streptophyta; Magnoliopsida; Poales; Poaceae
Exons: 4
Coding region: 104-412 (102 amino acids)
Source: RefSeq, a predicted model, not a curated record